AUGCCUGCCUGCCUAUCCAUCGACGCUCUGGAGGGUAUCAUCGAGGCCGCCGCCGCCGCCGACCGAACGACGGCCCGCACCCUCUGCCUCGUCGCGCCAUGGACGCAGCGGCUCGCCCAGCCGCACCUAUACGCCACCAUCGCGACCCACCGCAAAGGCGACGCCGCCCUGUUCGACGGGUGGCUCGCGGAGACGACGCAGCGCCGAGCGCCCGCCCCCCGCUCCCAUCACGUCCGCCGACUCUGGCUGGACGGCUACGGCGAGGUCGACCCGCCCUUCCACCAGAUCGACGUCCGCGCCGGCAUCCCUCUCGACCCGACGCUGCUCGCCAACCUCCGUCAGAUCUUUCCCAACCUCCAGUCCGUCGGCUGGGCCGGACGGCGCUGCCCCGACCGCGUCCUCGAACGCAUCCGCCGCGCGGCCUGCGCCCUGCCCCCGUCAAAAAGCGGCGGCGGCGGCGGCGACACGCGAGAGGAGCCGGUCGACCUCGCGCUGCGCGCCAUCCCUCGGAUCUACGCGGAGGAAGGCGGGGGCCCGGGGGAAAGGAACGCGGUUGUCCACGUCGACGCCUUCCGCAACCUCACGCACCUCGCCUUCGGCUUCGUCCGUCUCGUGGACUGUUCGUUCUUCGUCAAGCACAGCGCGAGCGACGCGCUCGCGGGCCUCGAGAUGGUCGUGUUCGAGGUCACGGAGGAGAUCUCGCUUCGGGACUGGAUCAUGCUCGCCGAGUACGUGGGACUGGGUGUGCCGGUGGACGGGCGCAACGACGGGCUGGUCUUCGUGGUAACGAGGUGGGACGAGUUGGAGGACGACUGGGAGAGGGAGGCGUUCGGGGGGGACAGCGUUUGGGAGCGUGCGCGUGUGUUCACAGAGCAGAUGAAGAGUCGGGGAUGGUUGCCACCGCCAGAGGCUUACUGGUUGGACUCGGAAGACGAGGGAUAUGGAUCUUGA
Molecule: messenger RNA, 951 nt
Organism: Punctularia strigosozonata HHB-11173 SS5
Lineage: Eukaryota; Fungi; Basidiomycota; Agaricomycetes; Corticiales; Punctulariaceae
Exons: 2
Coding region: 1-951 (316 amino acids)
Source: RefSeq, a predicted model, not a curated record